AGCGCGCUGGCGUCCACCUCCUAUUGGGAGGGAAGGAGGCCAUUUCAGCUGGCUCUGGGAGGAGGGGGGAAAGCUUGGCAGCAGCUGCGCAACCAGACACGAAGGCGGGCUGUGGUUUCUCCUCUUCGGCUCCUGUUCCUCGCUACCCUUGUGUGAACAUGGCAGGGCUGAGCGGCGGCCCCCUCCGCUUCGGGCGGUGCAGCCACGCCGUGGUGCGGGCGCUACCGGAGUCGCUGUGCCAGCAGGCGCUGAGACGGGAGAAGGCGAAAGAGGUGGACUUCGCGCGCGCCGAACGGGAGCACCAGCUCUACGUGGGGGUGCUAAAGAACAAGCUGGGGCUGCAGGUGUUAGAGCUGCCCGGCGACGAGAGCUUGCCCGACUCUGUCUUUGUGGAAGAUGUGGUCGUCGUGUGCGAAGAGACCGCUCUCCUCACGCGCCCGGGGGCGCCCAGCAGGAGGAAAGAGGUUGAAGCAAUGAAGACAGCACUUGACAGUCUUAGCCUGAAUAUUGUAGAGAUGACAGAUGAGCAGGCAACCUUAGAUGGAGGAGAUGUUUUAUUUACAGGUCGGGAAUUUUUUGUGGGUCUUUCAAAACGGACCAACCAUCGUGGUGCAGAAAUUCUGGCAGACACCUUUAAGGAUUAUGCUGUUUCUACCGUCCCUGUUGCUGACUCCUUGCAUUUGAAAAGUUUUUGCAGCAUGGCUGGACCAAACCUCAUUGCUAUUGGUUCAAGUGAAGUUGCGCAGAAAGCCCUCAAGACUAUGCAGCAGAUGAGUGACCAUCGCUAUGACAAACUUACAGUCCCUGAUGAUGCAGCAGCAAACUGUGUAUAUUUAAACAUUCCUGGCAAAGGUCAUAUUUUGUUGCAUCGAGCCCCUGAGGAGUAUCCAGAAAGCGCAAAGGUGUUUGAAAAACUGAAGGACCACAUGUUGAUCCCUAUAGCUAACACCGAGCUAGAAAAAGUAGAUGGGGCACUCACUUGUUGUUCUGUCCUUAUUAAUAAAUCUUCACAAUUAUGAAUUUACAGACUUCCUUCCUUGUAUCUGGCAAUAAUGUACAAGCAAGGCAGAUGAAUCUGUAUUUCACUUGUAUUGAUUUUUCUUGACAAUCUACUGUACCACUGUGCUACUGACCUUUGUUUACAAUGGUGCCCCUUCACUCGUAAUUAAGGUGUGUGUAUAUGCUUUUUUCUGACAUAUAAAGACUUUGCAGCAUGUUUGUCUGGAUUAUCCCAAAAAAUGUUAUGAAAAUUAAUGGUUUAUGUAGUUGAUGUAAAAUGAUCUCAGAAGCAGAAGUAGGGGUCACUUCUAGCAUCACUUUUGACUGAGGCAAAAUAACAACAAUUAGAUGCAUUGAACUACUUUGUUGAACUUUCCUAUAACUUACCUUAAGUUCCUAGGACUGGAGUUUGAAAGCAGGUCAUUGAAGACAUAUGGCCGAAUGCCAUAUGAAAUGUAACACUGGGCCUCCUCACAGCCAGUUUUGUGAAUUUGUCAUCAACAAAUACUUUCCACCCCAAUGUAAAGAGUAAAACACUUGUUUUUCUGUUCGUAGUGGUUUUGUCACAGGAACUUUAUAAUGCUCUCAGGAGGGUUUAUCCACUCUUUUUCCACUGAUCUACCUACCUUCCAGGACUGAUAUUGAUAAGUCAUCAAAUAUUUACCAUCUGCAAGAGGCAUAAAAGUGGAAAAUUACAAGUGGUUACAAUAACAAAGUAGUUAGCCUUCAAAUAUGGACUGUUAGGAAGAUAAGGGCUCAGAUACAUACAUUUAUUCUUGUCAUCUCAAGUCAUUUCUUUUCUUUGUCUUGAGGAAAUUCACUAUAAUUAGAUUGUAACAUGAGAGGCAAAUCUGCACUGGACAGAAUAAUGCCUGUAUUUUAUAUAUUUUUCUUUAAUAACAAUUAGGCUUCUAUUUAAAUAGAACAGCCUCGUAUAUGAAAAUGUUGUUGAAAUUAGCUUGAGUAGUUAACAUUGACCCAAAAUAUGUCUUACUAAAUACUGAAGGAUUUUAGAAAUAAUUCUGGAAUUGGCCCAGUUUUAAUCCAGUCUGCCUUUUUGUCACCUUUCUCUUUAGUUAUGCAAUCUGCUUUUUGGGGAGGGAGCAGAGGGCUCUCUCCCAGAGUUCCAAGUUAUGGAUAACCAAAAGGAAAUUCAGUAGGCUUUCCUUCAGUACCAGCUGUGGUGUAAAACAAAUUCUGCUUAUUAUCCUAGAAAAUCAUUUUCCUGUUUGUGCCUUGGAAGAUAUAUUUGAAGAAAACUGUGAAUGAAAUUCAUUACAAACUGUAGGUGGAUUACUGUGAGGGUUCGAAGCACUUGUGUGUCCAAAAAGCUGGUUUGUUUAUUUGCACAUUUUUAUUUCAGUAGAUAUUCCGGUGUUCACAAGUUAAAACUUUUACAUAUUCUAAAAUUUUGAUUCACAAAGUUUUAACAAAUGAAUAAAACAUUUUAUUUUAA
Molecule: messenger RNA, 2455 nt
Organism: Python bivittatus (Burmese python)
Lineage: Eukaryota; Metazoa; Chordata; Lepidosauria; Squamata; Pythonidae
Source: RefSeq, a predicted model, not a curated record